AUGCCUGAUAAAACCGAAGUGACUUGUGGUGAUCGUUUAAGAGAUUUAGGACGUUUCAUUUAUAAUCAUGAACGACGUGAAUUCGUUGGACGAGAUGGGGGACGAUGGGCUGGUUUCUUUUGCGCCAUGUUAGCUGUAUUUAUGGCAGUGACACCAAGAGAUCGACCAAGAUAUAGUACAAAAGCAUCAAGAAUGCAAACAAGAUCUAAUCCGUUAUCACCAGGACUUGGUUUUCGUCCGCAACCACAUUCAGACAAUUAUUUAAUUGGUUUCGAUGUAGACAAUAAGGAAAAAAAUACUAAAUGGAAUUCAGAAUUGUAUACGGAUAGUUUAACACAAUAUUUAAAGUUUAAUCAUCCGAAGAAUAAAACAAAUGACGGAUAUUAUGAUGGUACGGUUGGUAGUAAGCCAUUUAAUAUUCAAUCACCAGGUGAUUGUACGGUAGCAAACAAGUUUGGCUAUGGUGAUGGUAAACCAUGUGUGCUCGUUAAAAUGAAUAAAAUCGUCAAUUGGUAUCCAAUAGGUGGACGAACAUCUGACGAUCAUAAAGAGGGUAAAAAUCCCUGUACGGAUGACAGUACCGAUGCUAUACAAAUACAUUGUCAUGGAGAGUAUGCUGCUGAUCAAGAUAAUAUUGGAGAAUUGCUUUAUCAUAGUGAGACAGAAGAUAGCAGCGCCUGUGGAACAAUUCGAACGGAUACUGGACGAUUUCCAUAUCGUGGUAAAGUGGAUCGUCGGGAUGUUUAUUAUCAACCUUACAUAUGGGUUCAAUUUUUAAAGCCAAAAGCAAAUGUAUUAAUCAAUGUUCUAUGUCGUGCAUAUGGUGCGAAUAUUCAUUAUGAGAAAAAACAACUUCGUGGUUUAACACGUUUUCAAAUCUAUCAUAAAAAAACGACUGGAAACAACUAA
Didymodactylos carnosus is the source of this 909-nucleotide messenger RNA. NCBI's taxonomy places the organism in Eukaryota, Metazoa, Rotifera, Eurotatoria, Philodinida, Philodinidae. The record is from the annotation of a GenBank genome assembly.